Molecule: messenger RNA, 2554 nt
Organism: Osmerus eperlanus (European smelt)
Lineage: Eukaryota; Metazoa; Chordata; Actinopteri; Osmeriformes; Osmeridae
Gene: prkcsh
Product: PRKCSH beta subunit of glucosidase II
Exons: 18
Coding region: 113-1714 (533 amino acids)
Biological process (GO): N-glycan processing; liver development
Cellular component (GO): glucosidase II complex
Molecular function (GO): calcium ion binding
Source: RefSeq, a predicted model, not a curated record
GCAGUCCAAUCAGAGAAAAACACCACAUUGUACGUAACCCACGUCCUUAGAGUGUUUGUUGUUGGCAGUGCGGAAGAAGGAAGGUUGAGAUCUGCAAAAAGCAUACUGCACCAUGUUCAGUGUGCACAUAACGUUACUUCUGUUGAUGAGCCUAGUGGUGUGCACAUGCACAGCGGUGGAGAUCCAGCGACCGCGCGGCGUUCCUCUUUCAAAGCGUCAGUUCUAUGAAGAAAACAAGCCUUUCACCUGUCUGGACGGUUCUCGCACCAUCCCCUUUGAUAGGGUCAAUGAUGACUACUGUGACUGCAAGGAUGGCUCUGAUGAGCCAGGUACGGCUGCCUGCCCUAAUGGCAGCUUCCACUGCACAAAUGCUGGCUUCAGAUCCACCUUCAUCCCUUCUUCACGCAUCAAUGAUGGCAUCUGUGACUGCUGUGACACUACGGAUGAGUACAACAGCGGUGCUACAUGUCAGAACACCUGCAGGGAUUUGGGCCGCCUGGAGAAGGAGAGCCUGCAGAAGCUAGCUGAGGUAGCUAAGGAAGGUUUCCUGCUCAAACAGCAACUGAUACAUGAAGCCAAAAAGGGUCAAGAGGAAAAACAGGACAAGGUGAAAGAGCUUCAGAUCAAAAAGAAGGAGUCUGAGGAGAAGUUGGAGGCUUAUAGAACCGUGAAGGAAACUGCAGAACAACCAGAAAAAGAAGCUAAAGAGCGCCACCUAAAGGCCUGGGAUGAACAGAAAGAGAUUGUUCGCAUGGAGAAGGACAAGGCAAGGAUGGCCGAGGCUUUCCUGGAGCUGGAUGAUGAUGCCGACGGCUACGUUUCUGUGGCUGAGCUUCAGUCCCACCCAGAGCUUGACCCAGAUUCCGAUGGCACUCUGACAGAAGCAGAGGCCCAGGAGUUGCUGGGGGCAACCGACAGGGUGGACACGGCGGUGUUUGAGAUGACGUGGAGCAGGAUCCAAGACAAAUACAUAUCAGAGGCAGACAGCCAGGCACCAGUGGAGCCCCCCCAGGAGGAGGUGAGGGAGCCUGUCCCCGAAAGCGAAUCUGACCACUACCCCGAGGAAGACGUCGGCGAAGAAGAGGAGGAGGACGACGACGAGGAUGAGGAAGACGACGAGCCAGAGGAUGAAGAUAGCAAGGUACCUCCCACAGCAACGACUUCAGAGAAGAAGGAGGAUGACCAGGCCUCCAUGCCACCCUACGAUCCAGAGACACAGAGCCUGAUUGAUGCUGCACAGAAAUCCCGUGACGAGUUCGACGAAGCCGAACGAGCACUCCGUGAGAUCGACGAUCAAAUCAAGAAUCUGGAGAAGGAGAUCUCUUUUGACUUUGGCCCCAGUGCAGAGUUUGCUUACCUCUACAGCCAGUGCUACGAAUUGAGUACUAGCGAGUACACUUAUAGACUGUGUCCCUUUAAUCGAGUAACACAGAAACCCAAGUUUGGGGGAUCAGAGACCAACCUCGGCUCUUGGGGCACAUGGGCAGGCCCCGAGGGCAACAUCUACUCUCUGAUGAAGUAUGAUCAUGGGACAGGCUGCUGGCAGGGCCCCAACAGAUCCACCACAGUGAAGCUGACCUGUGGGAAGGAGACUGUGGUGACGUCCACCUCGGAGCCCAGUCGCUGUGAGUAUCUGAUGGAGUUCACCACGCCCGCCGUGUGCCACGAGCAGCCCGGCGUGGACUCGGUCGUCUACAACCGCGAGGAGCUCUAGGCGCGCCAGAGCGGUUGUUGUUUUGGGACCACUGUGGGGACAGGCCCCCCACCCUGCUAGGCUACCACCUUCUCUCUAGCACUCCUACUUCUGAGAUGGUGUUGCUGGAAGGAACUUCCAUUCUUUUUCUGUUGGUCAGACUUCUGUUUGUCACCUGUUUUGUUGUAACAAUCUGAUAUGGUGUCAGUUAGUGUCCAAAUUAAUGUAAUUCCAACCAAGAAAUCUGAAUAAAGAUGAUUUUAAAAUGAUGUGAAUUGGUUUCUUUUAUCUCAUUGCUAAACACAAAUAUUGACAGGAAUAUGCUUUGCUGUAUUUAAUUGUUAGAAAAAGUCUGAGAAGGUGUAAUAAAGUAGCAUUUGAGCUAAGGCAUAAUUAAUCUGCCUUAAGUCUGUGUAAAGCAUGUUGGUAUUGGUAAGAUUUGGCUCAUACCCAUUUGAAGCUAGAGGACCAUUUAUUCCGAAAUGCAACUUUUUCAGUGUCAGAGAGGGUAAUAGUUAGCAUUGUUGUAAGGCUUAUUUCUGUACCUGUGACAUUUAAUUCUCCAAGGGAGGACUCUGAAAAUGUGUUGACAUAAAAUUCUCCAUCAUUGUAAUUGACAUUUACAUUUUGUAAUUAUUGCAACUGGAUGUUGUUGUGCAUUCAUGACAAAACAAUGACAUGCAAAUUAGAAAAUUAAGCAUAAUCUAUACAUGUUUUAAGCAAAUAAACAAGAUCGAACAAAUAAAAGCAACUUGGUUUACUCAGAUUUGUAACUUUUAUUUUAUUUUUUUUCUGGCAUGUAAAGUACAAAUAAUUAAACAAUUCCAUGAAAAAGUCUUCAAGCGUCUUCAGCUGAAAUCC